AUUCGUAAUGCCCAACUCUCCUGGAUUCACACGCUCUAAAUUUAGCUGCCUUAAAGUCAGACAGAACAGCAGGAGAGACUUAAAACUCUGAAACACAGAGACUCAACUUUUUGAUUUAAAUGAAGCAUUUCCUGUGCUCUGAAGCUCUCUUUUGGCCUCGGUGAAAUUAAAGAUUGUUGAGCUUUUGGACUGAUGGGAAAAUCAAAGUGUGGAUUCAUGUGGAAAAUGGAAUUCAUCGGGAAUGAAGAGGCAGUCAUGUAAUCUCAGACAACACUGAUAUUUCUCUGCAGGCUCGAUCAAGAUUUUGUUCAGGAGCUGGCCAAAAGUUGCUCCUGCAGAAAUGAGACUCCACUUUUCUUUGUUAGCUGUCUUCAGUCUUUUUGUGUCUCAGUGCCAUGCUGGCUGUUCCGAGGUGGAUUCUCUGACUGAGGCUGUGGCUGGAGAAGGAUUCCUGCUGGGCUGCAUCUCCUGUAAGAAACGAGAGGAGGUCCCUGCACGAGCCACCGUAGACUGGCAUUUCAAGCCUAUGGGAGAGGAGGAGUUCAGGCAUAUUUUCCACUAUGACCACCCUGUAGCCGACAUCCUCCAUGAAGACUUCAGCGACCGCCUGGAAUGGCGCGGCACGCUAAAUGGUGACAUUCAGAUGGGAACCGUUUACGUUAAUAACAUCACCUUCAAUGACACGGGGACGUAUCGCUGCACCUUCCACCGCACCCUCUUCCUGCCGCUGUCUCCUGAGCUUGUCACUGUGGAGAAGGAGGUGGAGCUUAGUGUGGUGGGUGUAGCCAAUCGGGAGCUGACCGAUGUGAUCUCAGAGAUAAUGAUGUACGUGCUGAUCACGUUCCUGCAGCUGUGGCUCAUUGUGGUUCUGAUCUACUGUUACAAGAAAAUUUGGGAUGAGCACGAGGCACGUCAAGCUAGAAAGGCUCAGGCUGGACAGGGAGAAUCCAAAGAUAACUGUGACGGGGUGCAGCUAGAGUAACAUCAGUGGUGAGAAGUUUCAUUGCUACACCACGAUUCUGGUGAAAUGGAGCCCGGGCAGAAGAUCAGAGCAUUUUUUUUCUUUGAGACGGACCUGCUCAUUUCCACCUUUGUGUUUCUUUUUCUUUUGUGGGCUCUGCCAGAGCGGCUUUGCAUGAUUACAACUCAAAAUAAUCCUUAUUUAUCUCAUGCUGGGCCUCGAAGAAGCCUCUCAGAUCGUCCUUUGUGUAAAACAAACUGUUUAGUUCCCUCUUAAGGGAACUUUCUUCUGAUUGUCUGUCGCUCAUAUGUAACACAUUUGAAAAUGUGGGUGGAGCCUUUGUACCUGAGAUGACCUUAUUAGGGAUAUCCCCUCUCUCUGAUGUCAGACAAACUCAAGAGUAGAUAAAUCUGAGUGUGGGCAGUCUGAUGCCUGUGCUGUGAAUUUUGAUUUUGGAUAUUUAAUGCAAACAUCUUGCACUGUAACAUUACAUAAAUGACAGGAAAAAAAGAAAAAGGUCCACUUUGGGUGGAGGUGAGUGUAGAGCUUCUUUAAUUUAAGGCUUAAAGGCGUGAGUAACACCUUUAAAUUACAGAUGUUUAUUAUCUGAUUUACAAAACAUCUAUGAAUCCCUCAUCCUGCAUUACUUUAAAAACACUAAACCUUUAAUGAAGAGUUUUGGGGCGGCAAUCUCAGAAAAAUUAAAGAGUUAGAUUAAAUUACUACUUAUUUGCCACAGGUAAGCUGUACAUGAGUUACCUAAUAUACUUGUUAGAGACUUACAAGUUAGCAGGGACUCGAGAAUAUUCAUUCUCCAUUAAUAAUUCCAGAUAAAUGUGGUCUGUUCUCCCUCUGUGCAUAAAAACAGUAUUAAAACUAAAAGUAUUGCCAGUA
Oreochromis niloticus (Nile tilapia) is the source of this 1855-nucleotide messenger RNA. Its product is annotated as sodium channel subunit beta-1. NCBI's taxonomy places the organism in Eukaryota, Metazoa, Chordata, Actinopteri, Cichliformes, Cichlidae. Gene Ontology annotation, cellular component: voltage-gated sodium channel complex. The transcript is spliced from 6 exons. The record is from RefSeq and is a predicted model, not a curated record. The coding region runs from base 341 to 982 and encodes 213 amino acids. Gene Ontology annotation, biological process: cardiac muscle cell action potential involved in contraction; regulation of sodium ion transmembrane transporter activity; sodium ion transport. Gene Ontology annotation, molecular function: sodium channel inhibitor activity; transmembrane transporter binding.